Molecule: messenger RNA, 2736 nt
Organism: Durusdinium trenchii
Lineage: Eukaryota; Dinophyceae; Suessiales; Symbiodiniaceae
Source: the annotation of a GenBank genome assembly
AGAUGAGAUGGCUCAAGAAUUCAAAACAUGCAAGCUGCAGUCAAUGGAAGGUGCAGAGCAGUGUGCUGAAAGAGGCGGCUGGGAUCAACUAUGGUCAGCUCAGUCUGAGCGAGUGGCAGAAAUCCAGCGGCGGUUGCAGUCAGCGUGCCGUGACGCGGCGUCACUGUCUGACCUGAAGGAUGGUGCAAGCGAUUCUCCAGAGCCUAGCUGCGGACACAAAGCACAGCAAGGCUAUCCCCACGUAGAGGCCCAGGUGAAGGUGACCAACCCUUGUCAAGCUGUUCCUGCAGACGAAGGGGCGGGGAGUUAUCCACCUGAGACCGCUCCUAGUGCUGGUGCUUCAGAUUCCACCGUUGAGGUCCCACAGGCCAUAGUCCAUCAUGAAGAGAUUACAAAUGUGUCCAACGAGGUCCUGCGUUUGCGCUUACUGAAGAGCCAACAUGAGGAGCUCAAGUCCCAGCUUUGCCGAGCAGAAUCUCAUUUGCGUCGACUUUCACCGCACGCUGUGUUUCAACUUCGUUCCUACCUGGAAAAGCAUUUUCGGGAACCAGGCUUGGCAAUGCAGUUGCAGGAGCCCAUAGUGCGGCUUCUCCAAUGUCUCUUUGCUGUCUUCAAGAUGGAGGUUUCGUCAUUCACCGCAGAAGCCAUGCUCAGCGGAGUGCGCAAAUUAUUCCGAGACCCACACAGUUUUACUUCGAAACUCUGCAGCAUGCCGCCUUUCUCCACAGAAGAGGCCAAGAAACUUGCUCCAUUCCUGACGUCAGGGUCACAAUUUCGAAGAGUGAGAGAAAAGGAGGUGAAUGAGUGCCACGAUGCUUUGCAUACUUGGCUGAGUGCCUUCUACACGUACUCAAGUGUCUCUGACCAGGUUGCAGUCACUUUGCACCAACUGGAAGGACAGGAAUUGCUGUUGCACCGCUUGAACAACCAGGAUUUGCAGAGUGUGCCCAAUACAGGAGGGCAUUUGGCAGAUUCAGUGCCUUGUGGUGUUGCACUCCGCUCAGCCAAUUCAGCCACAGGGGUGGCUAAGAAUCAGCCUGCAAGAGCCGCUGCGUCACCAUUGAGCCGGUCUCGACGUGCUUUGCAGGGAAUCACAGCAACACCUGGCACAAGGCGCAACGCUUUGUGAACUUGGAAGUGCAGAGUCCACGUGAGGUUCCGCGGCAAGCGCAGCGCUUUUUGUGAACCUCGAAAUUUUCUGCGAGGACCCGCUAGCCCAUGCCGCAAGGCAUUUGCACGCUCUGGCAUUAUCCAUCUAAACCCUGAUCGUUCCCCCCUCCCCACAAACCAUGCCAGGUAUGACGACGUGGAAAGAACUUGGGAUGUUGCGCAUUGUUGUGCAUUCUCAAAGCCCAAUGGUUAGUUCAUACACAAUCCGAUUUUCAACGCACGUCCUUUGGUUUCGGCAAGUAGUCCUGUCAUUUGUGUGUAGAGCACUUGCAUUUUGCUGAGGUUCAAUAUCUCAGGUGUGUUUUUGAUUGAGAAGAGUUCAUUCGUAUAAAUUUUCUGGCUUUGCCACCCAGGUGUUUUGAACACCGCUUUCAAGACGUGUUUUGAAAUUCUGCACAGAUCUGAAACGUUAAAGGCAAAGGUUCCAAAUUAAAGCGACCACGGCUGGGAGGUCUGGCAGAGCUCGGCCUGUCGAAUGCUCAAUUUAUUUUCUGCAACGUCUCUUAUAUAUUCUUCGCUUCCCCAAGGAAAAUGAGGUGCUUCGGUCUUCAGUCGUCGACCAAUGCCUUGAGUUCUUUUUGUAUGCCAUGCUCCUCAUUAUUCAUAUUGGUGUCGUAUUUAUGCGCACACUAAACACAACAUUUCUGUGUAUUUUGAGAUUAGCGUUCACAACCGACAUUGUUGUUUCGGAAUAGAUGUAAGGGUGGGAAUUCGUUUCAUCUUGCACUGAGAGCUGGCAGAAGGAUGUGAAACUUGUCUUGAACCAGUGGCCUCUGAUUGGUUUUGCUUGCUAACAGGGUAUAGCCAGCCGCUCACAAUCCCCAGCCCAAGCUGCUUGCAAUCAAGGACGAGUUCGUGUUUCACAACCCGUUGGAUCUGUGGCGUUUGGAAGUUCUAGCGUUUCAAGAGUCAUUCCGACAUCAAUUGGACGCACUGGUGCUGGGCGCCAGAGAGCAGACACGGCGCCUGUACAUGGUGAAGGACUUGGAAGGGUUCAUUCAGAAAAGACUCUGACAAAGAGUCCAAGAACAGCGGGGAGGAGAGACAGCCGUUCACCCUCUCCCGGAGGCAGAGCAUCGCCAUUGGCUCCUUUGCGAACUGCCUCUAGGCUUUCAGGACCGUCUUUCAGAGGCCAUCGAGAUGGAAGACCUAUCUCACCAUCCGAGGCAGCUAUCCCUACUGCACAAAGGAUGGUCAGUGCACCCACUGAACUUGCUUCCAGAUCUGUGGCCAGAUCGACGAAGGGACCAGCGACAUCCGCAAGGGUCAACAGUAAUCGGCAUUCUGCCACGGCACCAGUAGGACGGCCAUUUGCUCAUUCUGCCAGCGCAAAGACCGCGGCGCGGCAUGGAUCUCCAAACAAAGGUGCAGAAGUCACUCCCAGAACAAGUCACAGAAUCCGCUUGGAUGACUGUGCAGCAAAACAUUGCAAGGAUGGAAAUGAUGAUGACUCAGACGGAGAGGAUGGUGGUCCGUACAUCCGGCGCUUGAGCGAAAAGCAGUAUGAAGCGCUGGUACGUUGCGCUCAACAAGUUGUAGCUCUCAGUGGUGCGGGAGGAGCUCCAA